Messenger RNA from Carcharodon carcharias (great white shark), 2802 nucleotides. RefSeq names its product regulatory factor X, 6 (gene rfx6). The record is from RefSeq and is a predicted model, not a curated record. Gene Ontology annotation, molecular function: DNA-binding transcription factor activity, RNA polymerase II-specific; RNA polymerase II cis-regulatory region sequence-specific DNA binding. The transcript has 19 exons. Bases 1 to 2802 code for a protein of 933 amino acids. Gene Ontology annotation, biological process: regulation of transcription by RNA polymerase II. Lineage: Eukaryota; Metazoa; Chordata; Chondrichthyes; Lamniformes; Lamnidae.
AUGAAGAUGCCCAUGAAGAGGAUACCUGAAUCCCAGGGGUCAUCCGUGGUUCACCUGCAGCCUCCACACAAGCUAGCGGCUCGGAUUCAGGACGAGUCCUACAUGACUCUGAUCAGCAAACACUUGGCUUCGUUUUCGGAAGAUUGCGGCGGCAGUGAAGAGCUGGGGAAGAACUCGGUGUCGUCGCCUGGUUGUGGAGAGGAGGAGAUAGGGACUGAUCUGGGCAUUAAAUCAGAAUCAGAAAACUGCAACGAAAUCGCAUCGUCUGAAGAAGAGGAUGGGAGUAUUUCUGAAGGUAAAGCAUUCUUGAGCGAGAAACAACGAUGUCAGAAGAAAACGAUAACUCAGAUCAUCAGGGACAAGAAGAAGCAGACCCAGCUCACUCUGCAGUGGUUGGAAGAAAACUACAUCGUGUGUGAAGGGGUUUGUUUACCCAGGUGUAUCCUUUAUGCUCAUUAUUUAGAUUUUUGUAGGAAAGAGAAAUUGGAACCAGCCUGCGCUGCCACCUUUGGGAAGACAAUACGCCAGAAGUUUCCGCUCCUCACCACCAGAAGACUUGGAACAAGAGGGCACUCAAAAUACCACUAUUAUGGAAUUGGCAUCAAAGAGACCAGUGCAUAUUACCAUUCGGUCUACUCUGGUAAAGGCUUGACAAGGUUUUCAGGAAGCAAACUAAAAAGUGAGGGAGGCUUUACACGGAAAUAUUCACUUAGUUCCAAAACUGGAACCUUGCUCCCAGAGUUCCCCAAUGCACAGCAUCUUCUUCUUCAUGGGCCUAUCUCAAAAGAGAAGGUAGAUACGCUAAUUAUGAUGUACAAAACUCAUUGCCAAUGCAUCCUUGAUAAUGCAAUCAAUGGAAACUUUGAAGAGAUUCAGAACUUUUUAUUACACUUUUGGCAAGGGAUGCCUGACCAUCUUCUUCCAUUGCUGGAAAAUCCUGUCAUCAUUGAUAUAUUCUGUGUAUGUGACUCCAUACUCUACAAAGUCCUGACAGAUGUGCUGAUUCCAGCAACAAUGCAAGAAAUGCCAGAAAGUUUGCUGGCUGACAUCAGAAAUUUUGCUAAGCAUUGGGAGCACUGGAUGUCUUCUUCACUGGAAAAUCUCCCAGAUAACCUCUCUGAAAAGAAGCUGCCCAUCGCACAAAGAUUUGUGUCUUCUCUAAAACGGCAAACUUCAUUUUUGCAUCUUGCACAGAUUGCCAGACCUGCUUUAUUUGACCAGACUGUUGUGAAUUCCAUGGUGGCUGACAUUGAAAAGGUGGAUCUAAACAGCAUUAGCUCACAGGCCCUUCUCACAGUUUCAGGUGGAACAGACCAGGACUUUGAACUUUAUUCUGAUUAUGACUCUAUUACAGUGUUUCAAGAACUGAAGGACCUGUUGAAGAAAAAUGCUACUGUGGAAUCAUUCAUUGAAUGGUUGGAUAUAAUAGUAGAGCAAAGAGUCAUCAAGCCAAGUAAACAAAAUGGAAGGUCCCUUAAGAAGAGAGCCCAAGAUUUUCUUUUGAGAUGGAGUUUUUUUGGAGCCCGUGUCAUGCAUAACCUCACACUCAACAAUGCUUCAAGCUUUGGUUCCUUUCACCUAAUCCGAAUGCUGCUAGAUGAAUAUAUUCUACUAGCCAUGGAGACACAGUUCAACAAUGACAAGGAGCAGGAGCUACAGAAUCUCCUAGACAAAUAUAUGAAAAAUGCAGAUGCGAGUAAAGCAACAUUCACAGCUUCACCAAGCUCCUGUUUUCUUGCAAACCGUAGUAAAAGCACAUUGCUUUCUAAUGAUGCCAUGGUAAAAAAUGAAUCUCUGGCAGAGCAGUCAUACACAUCUCUACCAGCAAGCCAACACAACAUUGCUACUUGUAUGACCACAUUCCCAAAUGCUGAAAAUGACCCUCUUCAAAUGGCAGAUCCUAUGGAACUUACUCAUAAUAAUGGUCACGUGAUCACCCCACCUCUAUCUCCUACUUUGGGCAACCGAGGAAGUGUAAUCAACCAAGGACCAAUGGCUGUUAGGUCUCAGAAUGGCAGCUCAGCAUUAUCUGUCCACACACACUGUCACACGUACCCAGACUCGCUCUACCAGACACUGUCCCAGCCCAAUCAAAACUACUAUAGCACUAACUCCAACUAUCAGACUAUGUUCAGGAAUCAGGCACAUGCCUCUCCUGCAGUCUACCACCACAGAGCGGAUCCCAGCCGUUUCAAUUCUUUCAAUGAACAACCAGUUUCAAGGGACUACUUCAGCAGUAGCUGUGCCGUGUCACCCUAUAACUCCAGAGCGCCAUCUAAUUUUGGGUCAUCUUCAAAUCCACAGGAAUCACACAACAUGCAGUUGCUGAAUGCAGGCACCUAUAACUUCUUGGGGAAUUCAGUUGCAUGUCAAGGAGCAUCAUUUCCUUCCACUGGCUCCAAUGGAUACUAUAACAACAAUAACUAUCCAGAAUCCCACAGACUGGGGUCCAUGAUUGACCAACACGUAUCUGUUAUUAGUAGUGUUAGCAGCAUUCGAUCAGUGGUUGGUUACAAUGACAUCCAUGAUCCACUCAACAUUCUGGAUGACAGUGGAAGAAAACAGGCAGGAUCAUUCUAUGCAGAUUCAUCACCACUAGUUUGUCGAGCUCCUGUAGCUUCACAUAUGCAAAGUGUGAUUUCUUCAUCUUCUUCCCAAUGUAUGUACAGCAACAACUCAGGUCAAUAUAAUUCUCAGGAUACAAUAGAUACCCACAGACAACCUGGGGAGGUGACGAAUAUGGUAUCAUCGCUACCCCCAAUCAACACGGUGUUCAUGGGGUCCACAGCUGGAGGGACAUAG